Molecule: messenger RNA, 858 nt
Organism: Symbiodinium pilosum
Lineage: Eukaryota; Dinophyceae; Suessiales; Symbiodiniaceae
Source: the annotation of a GenBank genome assembly
AUGCUGUUGCGAUUUUGCGCUGUUUUGGGCAUCUACGCGCCUGGCUGCAGCAGUGAAGACCGCAUCUACGGCAACAAUGGGUCGCAUCGAGAAGUAGACUGGAACCUCUAUUCGACAUCUUACCCAUUUCUGGUUUCCCUAGUAUUCGAAGCGCCAGAUGACCAUCAAGUCUGCAGCGGAACGUUGAUCCAUGAAAACUACGUGCUGACAGCAGCCUCUUGCUGGUAUCCGGAGAGUCAGAAUAACAACUUUGAGGAAAGCAGCUUGGUGAAGCGCUUGUCGGUGUGGUUGCAUACACCAUCUGGCUGGCGCGUUGCCAGGCCACAAUAUCUCCACACGCAUCGGAACUUCAGCCGGGAGAGUUAUCGCGACAAUAUCGCCAUCUUUCAUCUGAUGACACCUCUGGUCGGCGUUCCAGUGGCAACCUUGGAGCAACAGCAGGUUGAACACGUGGGAGAGCAGGCACUUGUUGCUGGCUGGGGCGCGGCGGACAGCGAGUGCAAAGUGCGACCCAAACCCUCUGUCCUCAAGGAAGGUGACAAGCAGAUAGCAUCCUCUAGGCCUUGUUACUUACAGACGCUACUGGGCCGCGGUAAGGGCCCCUUCGAGCCUGGCAGACACAUCUGCACGCAAGAAAUUCAGUCAGGAUCAGCAGGCAUGGGCUGUGGUGACGAAGGUGCGCCAAUGCUCCUUCGAGUAAAUGGCACGACUGUUCAAGUUGGACUUUAUUCGCACAAGUCCGGGCUUCGAGACAUAUUCGUUCGUGUCUCUGCGUAUGCUGACUGGAUCAACAGCGUGCUUACUUACCAAAACUUUUGCCGGCCUCCAGACUGCUGGGGGGGUUGGGGGGGUCGUUAA